AAGGAGCUAGCGGGCCUGGGUUGGAGGAGGCUGGCCGCGCUCCGCCCGGGUGAAAGGGCGGCGGCUGCACCGGGAGGGGCCAAGCUGCAGGGCUGGCGGCCGGGUUGCGGUGGGGCCAGCGAGCCGCUGAGACGCUGCGCGCUGCUGAGGCGACGCGGGGCUGGCCGAGCAGAGUCCGCGUGCGUCCGCUCUGAGCUGCCGACCCCGGCGGCUCUGCACCUCGGCCGCGGCGGCGAAGCGCCGGUGUCCCCGGCAUGACGGAGCUCAGGCAGAGGGUGGCCCGCGAGCCGGACGCACCGCCCGAGGAAAAGGGUACCUCUCUUCACUGCACCUCUUCCCAGCGAGGAAAGGAGAGGAGUUGCAUGUGGGGAUAUCUGAGCAGCUAUUCUAAAUUCCCCUAAGAAGUAACAGCUCUGAGUAGAAGGAUGGUCCCCAGGAUGCAGAGCAGCCUGCUCCUGGGUACUUUGGAUGGAGAGCCUGUUGCUGGCAUGGCUCUGGUCCCUUCACAAGCUGGGGAGCAGGGAGUCGGAGUCAGAAGCAAAGGUAGAUGGAGAGACUGCAUCGGACAGUGAGAGCCGAGUAGAAGCUGUCACCCUACCAACCUCUGCAGAUGAUACCCCAGAGGUCCUCAACAGGGCCCUUUCCAACUUGUCUUCAAGAUGGAAGAACUGGUGGGUGAGAGGCAUCCUGACUUUGGCCAUGAUUGCGUUUUUCUUCAUCAUCAUUUACCUGGGACCAAUGGUUUUAAUGGUGAUUGUGAUGUGUGUUCAGAUUAAGUGUUUCCAUGAGAUUAUCACUAUUGGCUACAAUGUCUACCACUCCUAUGACCUGCCUUGGUUCAGAACCCUCAGCUGGUACUUUCUACUGUGUGUAAAUUAUUUCUUCUAUGGCGAAACAGUGACGGAUUACUUCUUCACUCUGGUCCAGAGAGAGGAACCUUUGCGGAUUCUCAGUAAAUACCACCGGUUCAUUUCCUUCACUCUUUAUCUAACAGGAUUCUGCAUGUUUGUGUUGAGUCUGGUCAAGAAGCAUUAUCGACUGCAGUUCUACAUGUUUGGCUGGACCCAUGUAACAUUACUGAUUGUUGUAACCCAGUCACAUCUUGUUAUCCACAACCUGUUUGAAGGAAUGAUCUGGUUCAUUGUCCCCAUCUCUUGUGUGAUCUGCAAUGACAUCAUGGCCUACAUGUUUGGCUUCUUCUUUGGUCGGACCCCACUCAUCAAGCUGUCCCCGAAGAAGACCUGGGAAGGCUUCAUUGGGGGCUGCUUUGCUACUGUGGUAUUUGGCCUUCUGCUGUCCUAUGUGAUGUCCGGAUACAGAUGCUUUGUCUGCCCUGUGGAGUACAACAACGAUACCAACAGCUUCACUGUGGACUGCGAGCCCUCGGACCUGUUUCGCCUGCAGGAGUACAACAUUCCUGGGGUAGUCCAGUCGGUCCUUGGCUGGAAAACAGUCCGGAUGUACCCCUUCCAGAUUCACAGUAUUGCCCUCUCCACUUUUGCCUCGCUCAUCGGCCCCUUUGGAGGGUUCUUCGCUAGUGGAUUCAAGCGGGCCUUUAAAAUCAAAGACUUUGCCAACACCAUUCCUGGCCACGGAGGCAUCAUGGACCGCUUUGACUGCCAGUAUCUGAUGGCCACCUUUGUCAAUGUGUAUAUUGCCAGUUUUAUCAGAGGCCCGAACCCAAGUAAGCUGGUCCAGCAGUUCCUGACCUUGAGGCCAGAUCAGCAGCUCCACAUCUUCAACACGCUCAAGUCUCACCUGACUGACAAGGGGAUGCUAACAGCUGCCCUGGAAGAUGAGUAGGGGCCACCCAGGGCCAGGAGAGCGGGACCGGGGCUGAGUGAGGGGCAGGCUCCAGGGCAAACCCAGCUGAACAAAGACAAGACUUCAACUCACUGUCUUUUUUUUUUUUUAAACAGUUUUUUAUUUGUGGAUUUAAAAAAAAAAUCUGUGUAUACGGUGUACAUGUGC
Molecule: messenger RNA, 1971 nt
Organism: Hippopotamus amphibius kiboko
Lineage: Eukaryota; Metazoa; Chordata; Mammalia; Artiodactyla; Hippopotamidae
Gene: CDS2
Product: CDP-diacylglycerol synthase 2
Exons: 15
Coding region: 469-1803 (444 amino acids)
Cellular component (GO): endoplasmic reticulum membrane
Molecular function (GO): phosphatidate cytidylyltransferase activity
Source: RefSeq, a predicted model, not a curated record